Drosophila montana is the source of this 1591-nucleotide messenger RNA. RefSeq names its product putative serine protease K12H4.7. Gene Ontology annotation, molecular function: serine-type exopeptidase activity; dipeptidyl-peptidase activity. The record is from RefSeq and is a predicted model, not a curated record. Gene Ontology annotation, biological process: proteolysis. The coding region runs from base 18 to 1481 and encodes 487 amino acids. The transcript is spliced from 6 exons. Lineage: Eukaryota; Metazoa; Arthropoda; Insecta; Diptera; Drosophilidae.
ACAGCGAACUAUCCAUCAUGCUGAAGUACAUCAAAAUAGUUCUGUCAGUGCUCAUACCUCUUGCUUUUGCAGCAAGUCUCGGAGACUCCGUGGGUUCGGCUGACGUAGAAAUACCAGCAUUUGUACAAACACUCAGGGAGCUUUACCGUGGACCACCACCAGGGCAGGUCGGCACCAAGCGAUCAAAUGUGGAGACGCGCUGGAUUCUCCAAAAAUUGGACAACUUUAACGACUCAAAUGAGGAAGUGUGGUACGAUCGUGUACUGAUUAACGAGGACUACUUCGUAGAUGGUUCUCCAAUCUUCAUAUACCUAGGCGGAGAAUGGCAGAUUGAACCUAGCGCCAUAACAUCAGGUCUAUGGGUGGACAUCGCACGCGAGCACAAUGGAUCUCUGGUCUACACUGAACAUCGAUUUUUCGGAGAAAGCAUUCCCAUUAAACCCUUGUCAACUGCCAACCUCAAAUAUCAAAGUGUGGAACAAGCUUUGGCCGAUGUGGUUAAUGUUAUCAACGUUCUUAAAACGGAGGACAAGUACAAGGACUCGAAAGUAGUUAUAUCUGGUUGUUCUUACUCUGCAACUAUGGCCGUUUGGCUUAAGCUAUUGUACCCCGACGUAAUCGUUGGCAGUUGGGCGUCCAGUGCUCCAUUAGAGGCCAAAGUAGACUUUAAAGAUUACAUGCAAGUUGUUGGCCAAGCAUACAGGGAAUUGGGAGGAGACUAUUGCUACAACAUUAUCGACAAUGCCACGUCCCAAUAUGAGAAAUUGUUUGCGAGCGGCAAUGGCACUGAGGCCAAGAAGAUUUUAAACCUUUGUGACGACUUUGACGAGAACGACGAGCAGGAUCAGUGGCAAAUAUUUAGCACGAUUGCAAAUGUUUUUGCUGGCAUUGCCCAGUACCAAAAACCCGAAAACUACGACUUGGCCCAAUAUUGCUCCGUUCUUCGGAGCUUUGAUCCCGACGAUGCUGUAGCAGUAUCUAAAUUCGUACAGUGGCGUCUCAAUUACCCAACAUGCGUUAAUACCCGGUAUAAGGGAACUGUUGCCUAUUACAAAUGGUCAAUGGACAACUACGAUGGUUCUGGUCUUGCCUGGUUCUAUCAAACAUGCAGAGAAUUCGGCUGGUUUCAGUCCUCUGGGAGCACAACUCAACCAUUCGGCUCUUCUUUCCCGGCCACUCUGUACACCGAUACCUGUCGCGAUGUUUUUGGCUCAGGUUACUCGUCAGCGAGAAUCGAGAGGUAUAUCAGGGCCACAAACAAGAAGUAUGGCGGUGUGGAUCCGGCUGUCGAGAACGUUUACAUGACUCAGGGUGGACUGGAUCCAUGGAGCAAAGUUGGCGCUGGCCUGGCACAAAACGCCACCAUUAUUCCCCAAGCCUCACACUGCUCCGAUUCGGGCUCAAUCAGUGCCACGGACAGUCCUGGACUUCGCGCCGCCAAGGAGCGAUUGGUUAAACUAGUUCGCGAGUGGCUUGCCUAACUCUAUAUAUUUUUAAUUUUACCUUAUAUUAAUUGUUAUAUACAUAUAUAUAUAUUUUUUAUUUGUUUAAGAGAUGAAUUUAUAAUUAAUAAAACCAAUAUUUACUCAAA